Messenger RNA from Tarenaya hassleriana, 981 nucleotides. Its product is annotated as probable disease resistance protein At5g63020. Lineage: Eukaryota; Viridiplantae; Streptophyta; Magnoliopsida; Brassicales; Cleomaceae. Gene Ontology annotation, molecular function: ADP binding. The transcript is spliced from 2 exons. The record is from RefSeq and is a predicted model, not a curated record. Bases 1 to 981 code for a protein of 326 amino acids.
AUGGGAGGCUCCGUCAGUGUGGAGAGUGAUGCCAAGCAGUUACAAGUCUCUGUAGGAACACUCAAAGCAUGGCAGGGCGAUUUGCUGGCACGGAUACGGCUUGACGAAGAGGGAAAUUAUCAUCUCGGACGGCUUCCAGAAGUCGUCGAAUGGCUUUCAAGAGCGGAGACCGCCAUACAUGAGGUCGAUGAUCUGCUUCGCCAUGGCAUGCUGGAAAACGCACGCCCAAUCGCUGGUCAAGUGGACGUGCUUGAAAGGGCAUGGGAACUUCUUAUGAAGGACCAUGUUAGAAUCUUCGGUCUAUACGGCAUGGGUGGAGUUGGCAAGACCGUCAUUCUCAAUAAUAUGAACAACAAAAAGUUGUACAAAGUCGCAGACCAAUUUGACAUUGUCAUUGUGGCCCCUGUACAACAAGGCAAUCCGACCCUGAGCAUUCAACGAUCUAUCGGAUGGAGGCUAGGCUUCGACAGGUUUGACGUCGAAUGGAAACAAAACAUGGAAACCAGUAAGAGGGCGGAUUAUAUUUACAACGCCCUAGAGAACAAGAGAUUCGUUCUGGUGUUGGAUGACUUGGAGAGCAAGGUGGAUUUAACGGAGAUCGGAAUCCCGUCCCCCACAAAGGAAAACAGAUGCAAAGUAGUGUUUGCCACUCGUUCCAAGGAUGUGUGCAGGCUCAUGGGGGCCGAUGCCGACAUGGAGGUCGGAUGUUUGUCCCCCGACGAUGCAUGGGAGUUUUUCCGAAAGACUGUCACGACGAAAAACUUAAACAUGCAUCCAGACAUUCCUAAACUAGCAGAAGAAAUCGCGAGAAGAUGCCGAGGUCUCCCGCUAGCACUCGACGUUGUGGGUGGGAUGAUGUUCACAAAAAGUGAUGUUUAUGGAUGGACAUUCGCGGUGCAAACGUUGACUUCAUCCGAAAUCGAGAAAAUGUGUGUCGAGAAACAUGGGAAAGAAAUUGAAAGAUUCAGUCGAGAGUUGUAA